UAAUUUCCUCAAAGAAAAAGCCUCUAAACCUCGUUUUCUCUCUUUUAUCAUAGCGGGGGGCUAAAAGGAGUUUUCAUUUUUAGCUCCCCAAUUAUCAUUCUUUCUUCUCCAUUUCCAAAUAUGUAAAUAAUUUCCAAUAUAUUUUUAAUUUUUUUUUAUAAUUUAAACUUCAUAAGUUGAGGGGUAAUUAAGAGAUAAAAAGAGAGAUCCUUUGGGAUUGGAAAAUGGGGUAUAAAAAGGUGGCCAUCCCCAAACAAUCGGAUGAAGAAGAAACUACAACAGCUCUCUUAUUUUCCCAAGACCAUCAAAAUAUCAACAAUAAUAGGAGUAGUUAUACCACUAUAACUCAACAAAACCCUCUUUCUCCUUCGUCGUCUUCUCAAGGCGCUAAUUCUUCUUCUUCUUCUUCUUCGAGCUCAUUAAUGACGUCUUAUGACCCAGAAAAUGGUUCUCAUCCACCUACAAAUGGUAGCGCCUCCGUUAAUAUCGAUAAUUCUAAUCACCACCAACAACAACAACAACAAACAGUUGUUAUUCCCGAAACUGCCCAUCAGAUUAGCACUGAUUCAUGGCUGCAAUGUGGGUUUGUUCUGACGACUGGGAUAAACAGUGCAUAUGUACUGGGAUAUUCUGGUGCCAUCAUGGUCCCACUUGGAUGGAUUCCUGCAGUACUUGGUUUACUUGCUGCUACUGGAAUUUCUCUCUAUGCUAAUUCCCUUGUUGCCAAACUUCAUGAAUAUGGUGGCAAAAGGCAUAUCAGAUACAGGGAUCUUGCUGGAUUUAUUUAUGGUCCAAAAGCAUAUUCACUUACAUGGGCUUUGCAAUAUAUCAAUCUUUUCAUGAUCAACACUGGAUUUAUUAUCUUGGCUGGUUCUUCUAUCAAGGCUACAUAUGUUCUGUUCAGGGAUGAUGAUGUACUGAAACUUCCAUAUUGCAUAAUCAUUUCGGGGUUUGUAUGUGCACUUUUUGCCAUAGGGAUUCCUCAUUUGUCUGCUUUGAGAAUUUGGCUUGGAGUUUCAACGUUCUUCGGUCUGAUUUACAUAAUUAUAGCUAUUGCUCUUUCACUUAAAGAUGGAAUCAAUUCUCCGCCUAGAGACUACACUGUACCAAGUGAAAGAGGCAAAAUCUUUACAACUAUUGGAGCAGCUGCCAAUUUGGUUUUUGCAUUUAACACAGGAAUGCUUCCUGAGAUUCAGGCAACAGUGAGGAAGCCUGUGGUUGGGAACAUGAUGAAGGCCUUGUACUUUCAGUUUACAGUUGGAGUUGUACCCAUGUAUGCUAUUGUUUUUAUCGGUUAUUGGGCAUACGGGAAUAAGACAUCAUCCUAUUUGCUGACCAAUGUCCAUGGUCCCGUUUGGUUGAAGGCUUUGGCUAAUAUCUCCACUUUCCUUCAAACUGUCAUCGCUUUGCAUAUAUUUGCAAGUCCAAUGUAUGAAUACCUAGAUACAAGGUUUGGGAUCACAGGAAGUGCAUUAAACCCAAAAAACUUGGGAUUUCGAGUACUUAUAAGGGGAGGUUACCUAGCACUAAACACAUUCGUAUCAGCUCUCCUGCCUUUCCUAGGGGAUUUCAUGAGUCUAACGGGAGCCAUCAGUACUUUCCCGCUCACCUUCAUCCUAGCAAACCACAUGUACUACAGAGCGAAGAAGAACAAGCUCAGCACUGCAAUGAAAAUAUGGCUCUGGAUUAACAUUGUUUUCUUCUCCUGUAUGGCUAUUGCUUCAUUCAUUGCUGCUUUGAGACUAAUUGCUACUGACUCCAAAGAAUACCAUGUCUUUGCCGAUGUAUGAAGGAUUACAUAUUAAUUAUAUUUAUACAUAUAUUUAAGCCCUUUAAAUUAGUCAAUUAGGUUUGAGUAAUAUGCAACUACUAGUUUUUUUACCUUAACUUUAGUGUACACAUCCUAGUACUUGGGUUUUUCCUAUGAUUCUUCAUAGUGGUAAAAAUGUACUGCUUUGUAUUGGAGAGAAGGAUGAAAAAAUGAAAUAAUAAAAAUAGGGGGAAGAAUAUUAAUUUUCCCCCAUUUGCUUUC
Molecule: messenger RNA, 2032 nt
Organism: Spinacia oleracea (spinach)
Lineage: Eukaryota; Viridiplantae; Streptophyta; Magnoliopsida; Caryophyllales; Amaranthaceae
Product: proline transporter 3
Exons: 7
Coding region: 225-1790 (521 amino acids)
Source: RefSeq, a predicted model, not a curated record